UCCACCUCGUUGCGGAACUCUGUGUAGGUGUACCGUGCUCCAGUCUCGUUGUGGACGAGCGCUUCCCGGUCUGAGAAGCGUUCGACCUGCCGGUCGAGCAUGUCCCCGAUGGUGCUGUUGACGUCUACCCCGCUGCCGGAACCGUUGACGCUAGCGUUAUCUGCCAUGAUCUGCCUCGUCAAUUGCGUUAUGCGCUUGGUGUCGAAAUGCAAAGGUCCAAUUGCACCUGACUUGAUUGAGCUUGAUUAUACUUUAGCGGCGCAACCCGAAAUACUGACACGAUACACGCCUCCAGCAGUGUAAAAUGGGCGCCAAGUCCGGGUGAGCAGACGCCCACGGUAACCUUUCCCACAGCGCGAGAUAGAUAUGAGACAGACAACCGCCGAUUUGCUGUUUAACGGUAGUCCACCGCCCUUUGAAAGACACGCCGUAACCGCGCUGCAGUCUGUGCAGCGAAGCUUCCGCACUGGAGUGGCCGCAUCUCCCAUUGGCGCCGAGUUCACGGAGAGCGACGCCUACAAUACGCAAUACCACUUCCUUCAACAACUGCAGCCCAUUGAAGCCAUAUCGGGCCAUAAGGUCGCUUUGACCACCAAGGCCUCGCGGGAACACCUUGGGGUCCACGAGCCCUGUUACGGCCAUAUACUUAGCACAUGCGUCUACGAGAACAACGCAGACGUGCCUAUAGGCAAUCUGGCCUCGCCCCACAUCGAGGCCGAGGUCGCGUUUGUUAUGGGCGAGGACCUGCAGGGGCCCGGAGUAACACCCGUCGACGUGAUGGCCGCGACAUUGGGCGUUCUACCGUCGCUGGAGUUGGUGGACUUGAAGGUGCAGGGAAAGGGCAUCAGUGCUACUGACGUCAUUAUCCACAACGCCCUGCACGGUGGUCUCGUGGUGGGAUCUCGACUGCGCUCCCUGGAAGAUCUGGACCUGCAGUACGAGGGUGUUACCGUCGAGUUCAACGGCGAACUGCACGGCUCCGGAACGGGAUUCGAGGUGAUGGGUAACCCGAUCAAUCCCGUGGUGUGGCUCGUCAACAAGCUUGCCGAGUUCGGAGACUACCUGCGGGCUGGAGAGACCAUCAUCUCCGGCUCAAUGGUCACCCCGGCGGAACUCAAGCCCGGCGAUUCCGUGAAGGUCACCUAUUCUCGGAUGGGCACCGUCGGCGCUCGGUUCGUUACGUAG
Geodia barretti is the source of this 1185-nucleotide messenger RNA. Lineage: Eukaryota; Metazoa; Porifera; Demospongiae; Tetractinellida; Geodiidae. The record is from the annotation of a GenBank genome assembly.